AAAAAAGUGAAAAUAAAGAAAAGAGCAUCCGACCGUCACCGUAGAGGGGACGAAGCUUCUCUGGUCAAACUUCAAAUGCUCAUUGCAUUGGUUCCCUCUGAAAAUUCUUACUCCCUACGGUUCGGUGCAGUUCUCGCAACGGCAUCUCCAUCGUCUCUUAAAGUCGCACGAGCGCGCCGCCGUCGCUGAAACUCCGGUUCUCUUCAGUUCCGUCGCCGAUGGAAACCACCCUCACCUCCGCCUCUCAUUCUCUCUCUGUUUCGUGGCCCCCCAGUUCUUCUACGCGAAGGUUCGCUUCAGUUUCUUCUUUCAGUUUUGUGAAACUUGGCAUCACGAAGCAGUCGUCUCUCGGGAGAAAGUUGAUUUCGCGCCAAAACUGUUUGACCAAAGUCCGAGCCUCAACCGACGGCGCUGUCAAUGUGAAGGGGGAGCAGAAUGACGAUUUCGUCCUCGAAGACGUCCCGCACCUAACCAAUUUCCUCCCUGACUUACCGUCAUACCCAAGUCCGUUGAAGAAAUCGCAAGCUUAUGCCAUCGUAAAGAGAACAUUUGUGAGCCCUGAAGAUAUGGUGGCACAGAAGAUUGUUGUUCAGAAGGACAGCCCCAGAGGAAUACAUUUUCGGCGUGCAGGGCCCCGUGAAAAGGUGUACUUUAAGCCAGAGGAAGUGCGUGCAUGUAUCGUCACAUGUGGGGGUUUAUGCCCUGGAAUUAAUACAGUGAUGCGGGAAAUAGUUUGUGGUUUGAGUAACAUGUACGGAGUAAAUGGGGUCCUUGGAAUUCAGGGAGGAUAUAGAGGGUUCUACUCAAAAAAUACUAUCCAGUUGACUUCAAAAUCUGUAAAUGAUAUUCAUAAACGUGGUGGAACUUUCCUGCAAACUUCAAGAGGAGGUCAUGAUACCAAUAAGAUAGUUGACAAUAUUCAGGAUCGGGGAAUAAACCAGGUUUACAUAAUUGGAGGGGAUGGUACUCAAAAAGGCGCAGCUGCAAUUUAUAAGGAAGUGGAAAGGCGUGGGCUUAAAGUGGCAGUAGCUGGAAUUCCCAAGACAAUUGAUAAUGAUAUUGCUGUGAUAGACAAAUCAUUUGGCUUUGAUACUGCUGUAGAGGAGGCUCAGAGGGCCAUAAAUGCUGCACAUGUGGAGGUUGAGAGCGUGGAAAAUGGAGUUGGAAUUGUGAAGCUUAUGGGGCGCUACAGUGGAUUCAUUGCUAUGCAUGCAACAUUGGCGAGUCGCGAUGUGGAUUGUUGCUUAAUACCCGAGUCCCCAUUCUAUUUGGAAGGGCAGGGUGGGCUGUUUGAGUUUGUUGAGGAGAGGCUCAAGGAAAAUGGGCAUAUGGUGAUUGUGCUGGCUGAGGGUGCAGGACAGGAAUAUGUUGCUCAGAGCUGGCAUGCAGCUGCUGAAAAAGAUGCAUCUGGGAACCGGUUACUUUUGGAUGUUGGCCUCUGGUUAACACAAAAGAUUAAGGAUCACUUCACAAAUGUGCGGAAGAUGGCAAUCAAUAUGAAAUAUAUAGAUCCUACAUAUAUGAUUCGAGCAAUUCCUAGUAAUGCAUCGGAUAACAUCUACUGCACACUUCUUGCUCAAAAUGCCGUUCAUGGAGCCAUGGCAGGAUAUACUGGCUUCACUGUUGGGCCUGUAAACAGCAGACAUGCCUAUAUUCCAAUCAAUCGAGUAACAGAGACACAAAAUACGGUGAAAUUGACAGACCGAAUGUGGGCUCGACUUCUUACAUCCACAAAUCAACCUAGUUUUCUGAGUUGUGAGGUUGUGCAGGAAAGAGUUAAUGCGGAGAUCUUUGAUGAGAUCAACAGUAUGAAGAUUACUUCGAUAUAGAAUACGUGCCAUUAUUGUUGGCUGUUACCUCUUGGUGUUUGUUGAGUGUCCAUACUGCUCAUGUUUUACGUUGUGGUACGUCGAGAAAUUGCUCAUAUUCAGGCUCUUACCGACAUAAAACAAAUAGUACCGGAAGUAGCAGUAGUUUAUUAUGGAUGCUUUUUUCAAAUGUGAAAUGAAUGCAUAAAUGAUGCUUGUAGAUAGAGUAGCUUUUCCCAUUUGAUCUAAUAAAACACAAAGGAGAAAUCAUCUGAGAUUCUUAAACAGUUUUAUUUUGAUGUGACUUGGAAAUGUCAGAAACAAAAUGAUAUAGCUUUCUUUUCCGUUGGUGAGGCUU
This is a messenger RNA of Sesamum indicum (sesame), 2166 nucleotides long. RefSeq names its product phosphofructokinase 4 (gene PFK4). Lineage: Eukaryota; Viridiplantae; Streptophyta; Magnoliopsida; Lamiales; Pedaliaceae. Gene Ontology annotation, molecular function: ATP binding; 6-phosphofructokinase activity. Gene Ontology annotation, biological process: glycolytic process; fructose 6-phosphate metabolic process. The record is from RefSeq and is a predicted model, not a curated record.